AUGCAAAGCAUUUUCCGUCUGCCAUGGUGUACGGACCCCUCAGGCGACGAUAAGUCCGAAAAGGUCAUGUUUCCCAAAAUGCGCCAGUCACCCGUGGUCGACCUGUCUAUGCUCAGCAGCAAGCUCAAGCGCAAACGAUCCGUUAGUCCGUCCUUUGAUUCGCUGCCUGCUUUCGACCACUCCAAGCGCGUGAAGGUCUCCAAUGUCGACGAUGAUCCAUCUUUGCCUGGAAGACGGCAAGUUGAUUCUCAGGUCGACAUCAACCUUUCGGACUCUGGACUGCACGACUCAGCUAACCAGGCUCUUCAAAAUCCGAUGGCUAAGGUUCCUCUGCUUACUCCGGACGUGUCGUUUGCGGCCUCCGGCGCAAAGGCCACGGCUCCAACACCUCCGCCUUCUGCCAAGCCAAAACAACCUUUGGAGACCAACGACAAGCCGGAACUUCUGGAGGGAACCAAGGAAUCGCAGCUCCAAGACGUUAUCGAACACCAGUUCAAUCUCGAAAUCUUGCUCAAACAUCGCGAACUCCGCCUCAUUGAGCAAGAGCUUGCCAAGUGUCAAACUGCGCUCGAGCAACUCAGGAGAUGUGAACUGAUGCCGUAUUCCGGAGCUUCUGGUCUCUCGGAAUCACUCUCUUGUGGUACUGGACCUGCUUUGAAGCCUCAGUCUGGAUUUACCCAGCCACAAGCGCCCUCGCCCUGGGGCGUUACAGACGGUCCUUACACCAGACACUAUGCGAGAUGGCUUCUCAACGACCCGACAUUCGACUCCGUACCCUUCAGUCAUGUCAUGCCGGGGCUUGAGAGCUACGCGAUGCAGCCUGAAGGCCGCUCGACCCGCAACAGUGGUGCGGGUGUUGGGAAGACUGGCAGAUCUCGUUCAAUGCGGGAUUCGUUCGGCAAUCUCAGCCAAGCGUUGCCCAACUACCCUGCCCAGUCUCGUGGCAAACAGGGUCCUUUGGUCAUAAGAAGACUAGCCGACAAUCUAUUUGUCAAGCUGAUAUGCAAUAACUGUCAGCGCGGUGACUUUUCUAGUGUCCAGGGAUUCUUGAACCACUGCCGUAUAGCGCACAAGGUUGAUUACAAGAGCCACGAAGCAGCUGCUCUGGAUUGUGGAAAGCCGCUGGAGGAAGACGAAUCUCACCUGAUUCCUCAAGGUGCUCCCGUAGCGACAUCUGGGGCGCCAAAGCCGCAACAGGCUCCCAAGCCUAUCGUGGCGCAAGCCGUCCCUCCACCUCCAGCUGGCUUUGUUCACCCUCUCAAUGCGCAGACUCUGCCGCGUUUCACUCGCCGUGCAGUGGCAAACAAGCCCAGGAAGUCUUCUGCGUCGGCUUCUUUUCAUGCGAGCCCCUUGGUCGGAUCAUCAGUCACACCAUACCUAUCUGCACGUUUCGCCAAGCAAGGUCUUGGUGGAGAUUUGCAGCGCGCAACCACUCAAGCUCGCGAGAAGAUUGAUCUAGGCCCGGAACCAGCUGAGGACGAACAGCCCGCAGAGACGCCGAGCGAGACGCCUAAUCCCAAUGGUACAUCAGCCAUCAGUGUCAGCAGACCUGCUGCAACUCCUAUUCCAGACGGAGCGCAAGGUCACAAGGGCUGGUAUUCACCUAUCUCACGCCCUAGACCUGCGCCAAUCAUGGCUCGCCACGUUCCCGAAGCCAUGCUAGAUUCGCCGCCCAAUCUGUCGCCUCAUGCGGUAGACAGUAAUCCAGGACUUGUGUCUGACCACGAAGACGAUGACGCUCCUUCUGACUUGGACGAUGUGCGAUCUGAACGUCACGAAUCUCCUGGCGCAGUGAGCAGGCUCAGCGCUCUCAGGGGUAGAACUUGUGGAGAUGAAAUGGCUGUGGAUCUUGAAGUUGACGUUGAUGACGAGGCAGAUGGCCACAGCGUUCUCAUCAGACCACGCAGCCUCGGCCUGCAGAUGCAUUCGAGUGGAAGUCCGAGCAGGGCAAAGUAA
This is a messenger RNA of Aureobasidium pullulans EXF-150, 1956 nucleotides long. RefSeq lists its product as uncharacterized. The record is from RefSeq and is a predicted model, not a curated record. Bases 1 to 1956 code for a protein of 651 amino acids. The transcript is spliced from 2 exons. Lineage: Eukaryota; Fungi; Ascomycota; Dothideomycetes; Dothideales; Saccotheciaceae.